Messenger RNA from Betta splendens (Siamese fighting fish), 4376 nucleotides. It is a transcript of the gene supt16h, whose product is annotated as SPT16 homolog, facilitates chromatin remodeling subunit. The transcript is spliced from 24 exons. Gene Ontology annotation, molecular function: nucleosome binding. The record is from RefSeq and is a predicted model, not a curated record. The coding region runs from base 539 to 3634 and encodes 1031 amino acids. Gene Ontology annotation, cellular component: FACT complex. Lineage: Eukaryota; Metazoa; Chordata; Actinopteri; Anabantiformes; Osphronemidae. Gene Ontology annotation, biological process: transcription elongation by RNA polymerase II; positive regulation of transcription elongation by RNA polymerase II.
UAAGCAGUAAAUAAUUUUACUGGAAGCAUUUGAAUAUCUGGACUCGUUCGUUUAUAAAAUAUUUAGUUGUAAUGCGGCUAAAAGGUCGAGUUGGGCGUAUUUAUUGUUUUAAAUAAGCGUUUGUUUAGAAUAACACCUCGUAUGUGAAUUCUCGGAGGGGGAGGGAGAGGAGAAAGAAGCACAGAGCGAAGGAAGAGGGGGGUCUGAGGACUUAAUUAAAACAGAUUGCUUUAUGCGUAGUCGUGCGUGGCGAGAAAGCGAGAAAUUACACAGCGUUGAAAUAUUUAUAACUGUAAAUAUUUGGCGGGUGCUCGUUGGGGUUGUUGCGUUGCUCGUUUUUACACGACUGCUCGCUGAAAGAGACGGCUGUUGUUAAAUCGUAAAGGAGGCGCAGCAGCAUCUCAUGGUGGUGUCCCUGCAGGCGUGGAAAGAAAGUGCGUUGUUAUUAGUUGACACGGAUCAUCCUCCUCCUCCUCCUCCCCAUCCGGCCUGCUGAGGAGCGAAGCCGGGAGCUGGAGUUUGCUACAGAGCACCCACCAUGGCGGUAAACCUGGACAAGGAAGCGUAUUACCGCCGGAUCAAGAGGUUGUACAGCAACUGGAAGAAAGGAGAGGAUGAGUUUGGUAAAGUCGACGCUGUCGUGGUUUCCGUCGGGGUGGAUGAGGAGAUUGUCUACGCUAAAUCCACGGCCAUACAGACCUGGCUGUUUGGCUACGAAUUGACAGACACCAUCAUGGUGUUCUGUGACACCAAAAUCCUUUUCCUGGCCAGCAAGAAGAAGGUGGAUUUUCUCAAACAGCUGACUAUAACGAAGGGCAACGAGAACGCCAACGGUGUCCCACCCAUCACUCUGCUAACCAGGGAAAAGAAUGAAAGCAACAAGGGCAACUUUGACAAAAUGAUUGAGGCGAUCAGAGGCAGCAAAGAAGGAAAGACAGUGGGGGUCUUUAGCAAGGACAAGUUCCCUGGAGAGUACAUGAAGAGCUGGAAUGACACCAUCAAUGCAGAAGGACUGGAGAAGGUGGACAUCAGUGCUGUGGUGGCGUACACGAUGGCAGUAAAGGAGGAUGGAGAGCUCGGCCUGAUGAAAAAGGCAGCAGCCAUCACCAGCGAGGUUUACUCCAAGUUCUUCAAGGAGCGUGUGAUGGAGAUUGUAGAUGCAGAUGAGAAAGUACGCCACAGCAAACUGGCAGAGUCUGUGGAGAAGGCCAUUGAGGAAAAGAAGUACCUGUGUGGGGCUGAUCCCUCCACAGUGGAGAUGUGUUACCCUCCCAUCAUUCAGAGCGGAGGAAACUACAGCCUCAAGUUCAGCGUCGUCAGUGAUAAGAACCACAUGCACUUCGGCGCCAUCACGUGUGCCAUGGGGAUCCGCUACAAGUCGUACUGCUCCAACCUGGUGAGGACCCUCAUGGUGGACCCCUCCCAGGAGAUGCAGGACAACUACAACUUCCUGCUGCAGGUGGAGGAGGAGCUGCUGAAAGAGCUCAAACACGGCGUGAAGAUCAGUGACGCUUACAACGCUGUGCUUGAUUACGUGAAGAAGGAGAAAUCGGACCUCGUAGCAAAGCUGACGAAGAACAUCGGCUUUGCAAUGGGAAUUGAGUUUAGAGAAGGGUCCUUGGUCUUAAACGCUAAAAACCAGUUCAAGCUGAAAAAAGGCAUGGUUCUGAGUAUCAGCUUGGGUUUUUCUGACCUCAUAAAUAAGGAAGCUAAGAAGGACGAGCAUAAAAAGUAUGCCUUGUUUAUCGGCGACACAAUACAAAUCAAUGAGGAAGAGGCAGCAACGAUUCUCACACCAGUCAAGAAAAAGAUAAAAAACGUGGGAAUUUUCUUAAAGAAUGACGAUGAGGAGGAUGAAGAGGAGGAAGGUGAUGAUGCUGAGGAGCUGCUGGGGAAGGGAGCUCGGAGCGCGGCGCUGCUUGCAGACAGAACCAGAAACGAGAUGACGGCGGAGGAGAAGAGGCGGGCUCAUCAGAAGGAGUUGGCCAAUCAUUUGAAUGAGGAGGCCAAGCGGCGUCUGACAGAGCAGAAAGGAGAGCAGCAGAUCCACAAGGCCAGAAAAUCAAAUGUGUCUUAUAAGAACAUGUCUCAGAUGCCCAGAGAAAAAGACAUCAGAGACAUGAAAAUCUUCAUCGACAAGAAGUACGAGACUGUCGUCAUGCCCGUCUUUGGUAUCGCCACACCAUUCCACAUCGCCACCAUCAAGAACAUUAGUAUGUCAGUAGAAGGAGACUACACCUACCUGAGGAUCAACUUCUACGUCCCUGGCAGCUCUCUAGGCCGACAGGAGGGAAAUAUCUUCCCCAAUCCAGACGCCACAUUUGUUAAAGAGAUCACGUACCGAGCAUCCAACCUGAAGGCUCCCGGCGACACGUCAGUGCCUUCCACCAACCUGCAGAACGCGUUCCGCAUCAUCAAAGAGGUGCAGAAGCGCUACAAGACACGAGAGGCAGAAGAGAAGGAGAAGGAGGGCAUCGUCAAGCAGGACUCGCUGGUCAUUAACCUCAACCGCAGCAACCCCAAGCUCAAAGACCUUUACAUCAGACCCAACAUCGCACAGAAGAGGAUGCAGGGAUCACUGGAGGCACACACCAACGGUUUCCGUUUCACGUCGGUCCGCGGUGAUAAAGUGGACAUUCUUUACAACAACAUCAAACACGCCAUCUUCCAGCCAUGUGACGGGGAGAUGAUCAUCGUCCUGCAUUUCCAUCUCAAAAACGCCAUCAUGUUCGGUAAGCGACGCCACACAGACGUCCAGUUUUACACAGAGGUCGGCGAGAUCACCACAGACUUGGGCAAACACCAACAUAUGCACGAUCGGGACGACUUGUACGCCGAGCAGAUGGAGCGGGAGAUGCGGCAUAAGCUGAAGUCGGCCUUCAAGAACUUCAUCGAGAAGGUGGAGACACUGACGAAGGAGGAGCUGGAGUUCGAGGUGCCCUUCAGAGACCUUGGGUUCCAGGGUGCCCCCUACAGGAGUACCUGCUUGUUACAACCCACGUCCAGCUCCCUUGUCAAUGUUACUGAGUGGCCGCCGUUUGUUGUCACUCUGGAUGAGGUGGAGCUCGUCCACUUUGAGCGUGUCCAGUUCCACCUUAAGAAUUUUGAUGUGGUCAUCAUCUACAAGGACUACAGCAAGAAGGUCACCAUGAUCAACGCGGUGCCUGUUAACUCGCUGGACCCCAUCAAAGAGUGGCUCAACUCAUGUGACAUCAAGUACACAGAGGGAGUUCAGUCUCUGAACUGGACUAAAAUUAUGAAGACCAUCGUGGACGACCCAGAGGGCUUCUUUGAGCAGGGAGGCUGGUCUUUCUUGGACCCAGAGAGUGAGGGAAGUGGUGGAGAGGAAGAUUCAGAGUCAGAAAUGGAGGACGAGACGUUCAACCCAUCGGCAGAUGAAGAGGAGGAGGAAGAGGAAGACAGCGACGAAGAUUACAGUUCAGAAACUGAGGACUCUGACUACAGCGCGUCACUGGGCAGUGAGGAGGAGAGCGGCAAAGACUGGGAUGAGCUGGAGGAAGAAGCCAGAAAAGCUGACAGAGAGAGUCAUUAUGAGGACGAGGACACCUCCAACAGGAAGAGAAAGGUUCGGCCAUCAGCUCCUCCACCCAGCAAGAAGAAGCGACGAUCCUAAACAUGACAGACACACACACACACACACACACACUGCCAAACCUAGCUGACCCUCAGCCCCUCUUCUUACACUGACUGGCUCUUUUGACUCGUACACUUCACACUAUACAGGCACGUGUAUGUGUAUAUAGCCGUAGAAGCCCCAUAUUUUUGUGUUGGUCGGUGAAGUGUCAUGUUGAAAUAACAGAACCAGCAGGACAGCCACGCGCACUUCAUUUGUUCUGUCCCCUCUUUAUAACCCCCCCCCAUCUCCUAUUUUUAUCCACCCAACCAUCUGGGUUUUGUGUGUGUGCGUGUGUGCAUGUGUUUAAAUGGGUUUUUAUUGCGAGCGUUGUUUAUUUUCUGUUAAAGAUAAGUUUCUUAACUAAUGGAUGAUAAUAAAAGAGACUUGACAUAUCCCCUGCCAAGUGUUUUAUAUGCGCUGACAAACCGACUCCCUUGCUCAUCUCCUCUACUUUUCACUUUCUCAUGUUUUUUUUUUCCAGUGUUUGUUAAAUUGUGCCCAUUAGUUGGACAAUUUGUCUUUUUCAAAGGGGCCCAGAGACACAUUCAAGUUUUUCUUUAAAUGGGUUUGUAAACUUAUGCAGACAGGCACACGCACAUACACACCGUCUCCUUCGCACUUGUCCUUGAUUUUUUGUGUUACUUUUUUUUGUUAAUUUUGAGUAGAUAUGUUGUUGUACUGUUAAUUCUUGAAAUCCUGUUUUUGUUUUUGUAAUAAAAUUAAAAGGAAAUGUAGUUGA